GGUAGCAUAUUAUCAACCAAGAGAAUUGAUAAUAAGAUAAAUAAUACUUCAAAACGUCUUUAGCUCCUCCUUGUCCAUCUCCAAGGAGGUAUAUUCCACAUCCACCAUGAAGGGUGAUCAAGAACUACAAGUCAUCGUUCAGCAGGGAAAAGAACCAAACCCAACAGUUCAAGAUGAAAGAAACUCGGUCGGUAGCAACCACACAAACAUAUACAAACGGUGGCUCAGGGUGAUUAUCUACACAUUCUUUGUCAUUUCAGGACAAUCUGUUGCUACAAUUCUAGGCAGACUAUACUAUGACAACGGAGGAAACAGCAAAUGGCUAGCAACAGUAGUUCAACUUGUAGGCUUUCCUGUUCUGCUUCCAUAUUAUCUCUUCUCAAUCAAAACACACACAACAACUCAUAGAGAUGAUGGCAAAGCAGCCUCACAUAGGAACCGUGUCUUAGUUUACUUAGCUCUUGGGGUUCUUGUAGGAGGAGAUUGCUACCUUUACUCCAUUGGACUGCUUUACCUACCCGUUUCUACCUUUUCUCUGAUCUGUGCAUCUCAGUUAGCCUUCCGCGCUUUUUUCUCUUAUUUCCUCAACUCACAAAAACUCACUCCAAUCAUUUUGAACUCCCUUUUGCUCCUAACUAUCUCUUCCAACCUCCUAGCCUUCAAUAAUGAGGAAUCAAAUUUCAAAAAAGUAACAAGAGGACAGUAUGUCACAAGGUUCAUAUGCACCAUUGGUGCUUCUGCCGGAUUUGGUCUAGUCUUAUCAUUACAACAGGUAGCCUUCCGUAAAGUCCUAAAGAGGCAAACAUUCUCAGAAGUUAUGGAUAUGAUAAUCUACGUGAGUCUAGUGGCCAGUUGUGUUAGCUUGGUGGGGCUUUUCUCUAGCGGAGAGUGGAAAACUUUGAGCAGUGAAAUGGAUCGCUACAAGCUUGGAAAGGUGUCGUACGUUAUGAACCUAGUGUGGACGGCUGUUAUCUGGCAGGUAUUCAACAUUGGUGGCACGGGGCUGAUCUUCGAGCUUUCCUCUCUGUUCUCAAAUGCUAUAAGCGCGUUGGGACUGCCUGUGGUUCCUGUACUGGCUGUCAUCAUUUUCCAUGACAAAAUGAAUGGGUUGAAGGUGAUUUCUAUGAUCUUAGCUUUUUGGGGUUUCAUGUCAUAUGUCUACCAACACUAUCUUGAUGAUAAAAACUUGAAGAAAAGUAUUGGAAUCCCAACAAGUGGAUCCUCUGACUCACCAGAAGCAAAAGGGUCAGGUGGGCAAAAGAUACAGACUUCAGCCUAGUUUAAACAUAAUAUAUUUGGGAUGCAACUCAAGUGAAGUCUGAGCGUGAUUUUUUUCCCUAUUUGCGUCAUUGCAACAGUUAGUAGGCUUGGGUUAAACUAAAUAAUUAAAUAUUGUGAUGUAGUUUUAAAGAAGACUACCCAAAUAAGAUUAGCUCAGUAUAAAAUCUUCUGGGUCGACGAUUGACUUCUCCACGAUAACCUACCAUAUAACAUCAGAUCCUCACCGAAUUAUGACCUCAUGUUAGAUCUUCACGAAUUGAAAGUUGCAAACUUAUUUGUCUCCGAAAUGAUAGUUCGAAAGUUAAUUACCCAUAAAAAUAGUUUUAAUCGGCUUACUUGUUUCAAAUCGGUUUAUUCUUAACCAAAUAAUAUAAAUCAACUAAACCAAUCAAAAAUCCAUUUUUAUAUAUAAACUAUUUUGUUGAACUUCUUACAACGAGAAAGUCAAAUAUUAUUGACUAAACGACGACGUGAGGUGGAUUGUGUUGGGAGACGACGCGACUGUGUUCUUUUACGGAGAAUCUGUUAAGUGUUACGAUCACAAGCAGUUCUAUUACAUCGGAAGCUCAUCGGAGAGCCACAUUCAGAAUCUGAAAUUCUCUUACGGGAUGGCUUAGUUAUAUUGGCUAAAGCAUUGGAAAAUAUACAAGAUCGGUGUAUUCAGAGAUACCCAGAUUUGUACGGUUCCGAUAAUCGGAUUCAAGCUUGUAUGGCUGAGUUUAGUGUUCUAUUAUUCCUCUGUUUUGGUUAUUCCUCUCAUUUUUGGUUAAAUAUAUUAUAUCUAGCCUAGAAUGAUUAAAAGGAAGACAACGACUGUUGCCUGACAGAGUUCCACCGGAGACAAUGCGUUUUAGACUAGACGGCGGAGGAGGACAGAUUGUGGCACCUGGAUUGUGGAGAUACUCCGAGAUGAUGCGUGAAGUCGCAUAAGGAGAAACGGAGCUUAACGGCUUUAGGAAGACCGUAUCUUGUGCAGCAAGAUUGGUUCGGGAUGACUUCAAUACCACACGCCUUUGCCUUUCACAGCUUUUGUUCUCACCAGCAAACUGAAAUAGAGAUGAGUAGAUUCAUGAGGAGAAGGAGUUUGAUCAUGAGAGAAGAUCAGUUUUCCACCAUGGCUAGGGCUAAUGGUGUUGGUGAAUGAGAUGAUGAUAAUUGUUUUGUGGAUUUUUAAUGUCAAAACCCCUCAAUUAUGUUUCAUUGGGGUAUACCCCCCCAAUUAUUGAUUCAACGUGGAAACCC
Molecule: messenger RNA, 2523 nt
Organism: Brassica oleracea var. oleracea
Lineage: Eukaryota; Viridiplantae; Streptophyta; Magnoliopsida; Brassicales; Brassicaceae
Product: probable purine permease 9
Exons: 2
Coding region: 107-1279 (390 amino acids)
Cellular component (GO): membrane
Molecular function (GO): purine nucleoside transmembrane transporter activity
Source: RefSeq, a predicted model, not a curated record